AUGGGUUGUUGUCUUAGCAGCGCAAGCAAAUCUUCUCCCCCUGUUUCUGCUUCUCACCCUACCUCAAAAAGCGGCAACCGGUCAACCGCGGAAACCAGAGCUCCGCCGCCGGACUGCGACGAGGAAACCGUCAAGGAAGUCCUCUCCUCCGAAACCCCUAACCCAAAGCCUCCCCACAGGCCGCCGCCGCCGCAGCAGCAGCAGCAUUACUCUGCCAUUCCUCCUUCCAAUUCGCCGCCGAAUCCGGUGAAUCCGCAGCCGGAGGAGCCGAUUGUUGUCCAGGAGAAGAAGGAAAUUCCAGCGCCGGUGGUAGAGGAAGAGGAGAUCUCGGAGCACGUGAGCGUGAGCUUCAGCAUGAGCGAGAGCGCGAUGUCGACGGCGACGACGGCCAACGACGAGGAGGUCACGAUGAAGCAGAUGAAGGCGGGGAAGAUGUCCUCCGCGAGGAUGAAUCGGGCGUUUUCCGCGGCGGAUUCGGGUCCGAGGAAGGAACAAAGAGUGGUGGGGAGGUCGCCGACUCGGCGAUCUGACCGGUCCCCGGUGAAGAGGAAUUACUCCGGCAGCGGCGGAGCUGGGCAGCAGGUGAGGAUGGUUCAUCAUCAGGGUCCGAAUCCGGGUGCGAGAAGACCGUUGAGACCCGACCCGAGUAGGAGAGAGACGGGUGACAGCUCAGCAGCGAGGAGAUCGAGAUCGCCCGCUACUACCCACAGAUCUGCAGGGGCGGCGGGUACGGGUGCGGGUAGCCGGAACGGGUCGGUCAAGAGGGCGAACCAGUCGCCGGGUCGGGUUAGGAAGGAUCCGCCUGAAAUCAGUGCCAACAGUGAGGCAACAAAAUCCGGGAACGGUGGUAAUGAUGAUGAUGAUGAUAAGGAAGACGCUGCGGCAGCUAACGAGUCUCUGGAGAAUCCGCUGGUUUCGCUUGAAUGUUUCAUCUUUCUGUGA
Molecule: messenger RNA, 942 nt
Organism: Linum tenue
Lineage: Eukaryota; Viridiplantae; Streptophyta; Magnoliopsida; Malpighiales; Linaceae
Source: the annotation of a GenBank genome assembly